Messenger RNA from Gossypium raimondii (Peruvian cotton), 2168 nucleotides. RefSeq names its product metal tolerance protein 11. Gene Ontology annotation, biological process: monoatomic cation transport; transmembrane transport. Gene Ontology annotation, cellular component: membrane. NCBI's taxonomy places the organism in Eukaryota, Viridiplantae, Streptophyta, Magnoliopsida, Malvales, Malvaceae. The record is from RefSeq and is a predicted model, not a curated record. The coding region runs from base 898 to 1929 and encodes 343 amino acids. Gene Ontology annotation, molecular function: manganese:proton antiporter activity. The transcript is spliced from 6 exons.
CGGACUUUGUUAUGGAUUUACCUUUCCGUUUAUUCCCUGUUAAUGGCUAAUAUGAGUUUUGAGCUAAUUUUCAAUGUGUUUGAGCAUCAAAACUUUAAUAAAUUUAACAAGGGAAUGGUGUUUUUUUUAUAAGUGAAAUAGAUUGUUGCUUUUUGGUCUUUAAAUGUGAGCUCUAACAUGGUUUUAUAUGAAUGCAAAGAGUUAUUAAGCCUUGCAGGGUGUUUUUCUUGGUUCAAGGAGGUAUGUGAAAUGUUGGGGUUUUUUCUCCUUUCUUUUUAAGGCUGUUUUCAUAGGGUGUGUGCUUUAGAGUUUGAUGUUUCAUAAGGAAAUUAUGAUGAAAUGCUUUCUUAUUUUCUUGAUCAAACGAAACUUGACAUUGGAUUUGCACUUUUUUGAGGUUGAUGUUAUGGUAAUUUGUCUUCUUUAUGUUAUUUUCUCUUGCUCAGAAUUUUGAGUUUGAAGUUUUCCAAGGGUAAAAGAUAGCUAGCUUUCUUGAAUUUAAGUGAAAAUGAAGUUUGUUGGUUGAGUUAUUUAAAAGAACCACAUGUGUGCAUGUGCGUGCAUGCGUGUUCAGUUAGUUUAAAGUGUAUUUGUUGAACUUGAGGACCUUUUCUGUUUUAGCUCUACUUUGGAAAGAAUUAAAAGAUUUGAGCUCUUUCGAAUUAAGCAUGUAUAUGGGGUCCAUUUCAUGUUUCUUUUUGUGUUCUUUGGUCAUUUUGCGUCUUCUUAUGCUAUACAUAUGUUCCGGUAAACUAACUUAUACUUUACCUUUUUGUAUAUUGAUAGUUUUGCUGUAAGUGGAAAACCGAGCGAGUGGAGAAAUCCUUUAGUUGGAAUCCUGUAGUUGGAAUCGAAGAUUUUAUGCAUCUUAGUUUGUAGUCUCAGCGUCUUUAAACAAUGUUCUUUGGUCCAGAAGACAAUGUGGCUGAAUACUAUCAGCAGCAGGUGGAAAUGCUCGAGGGUUUUAAUGAAAUGGAUGCCUUAGCUGAACGUGGUUUUAUUCCUGGAAUGUCGAAGGAAGAAAGGGAAAAGUUGGCUAGAAGUGAGACGUUAGCCAUUAGAAUUUCCAAUGUUGCAAACAUGGUUCUUUUUGCUGCUAAAGUUUAUGCUUCUGUCUGGAGUGGUUCGUUAGCUAUAAUUGCAUCCACGUUGGACUCGCUUCUCGAUCUUCUGUCUGGCUUUAUCCUCUGGUUUACUGCGUUCUCUAUGUCAACACCAAAUCCAUAUCAGUAUCCUAUUGGAAAGAAAAGAAUGCAGCCAUUGGGUAUCCUUGUUUUUGCCUCUGUCAUGGCAACCCUUGGCCUGCAGAUAAUCUUGGAGUCUGUACGAACCAUGGUAUCAGAUGAUGAUGAAUUCAACCUGACGAACGAACAAGAACGGUGGGUUGUUGGCAUUAUGCUCGGAGUGACCCUGGUAAAGCUUUUCCUCGUGUUUUAUUGCCGCACAUUUACAAACGAAAUUGUCAAAGCGUAUGCCCAAGAUCAUUUCUUCGACGUUAUCACAAACAUCAUCGGCCUCAUUGCUGUGCUGCUCGCAAAUUACAUCGAUGAUUGGAUGGACCCAGUUGGAGCUAUCAUUCUGGCUCUAUACACUAUCCGGACAUGGUCGAUGACAGUACUAGAGAACGUGAAUUCAUUAGUCGGAAAAUCAGCAGCUCCGGAAUACCUUCAGAAACUAACAUACCUGUGUUGGAACCACCACAAGGCCAUAAGACAUAUCGAUACCGUCCGAGCCUACACCUUCGGGUCUCACUACUUUGUGGAAGUCGACAUUGUACUCCCAGCAAACAUGGCAUUGCAAGAAGCUCAUGACAUUGGGGAAUCAUUGCAAGAAAAGCUGGAGUUGCUGCCUGAGAUUGAGCGUGCCUUUGUUCAUCUGGAUUAUGAAUUCAGUCACAAACCUGAACAUGCACAAGCACAUGCUUUGUAGACAAAUAAAUAACCUAGGAUGUCUUAAAUGCUAUGUCUAUGAUCCUUCCCCCCCCCCCCCCCUCCAACCCUCUUCCCCCUUUUUUUUCCUGGGAUUUUACCAUCAAAUUCUAUGAUGUAUGCUGGGUGAAUUGAGCCAUAUAAAAGCAAUUUAAACUUUAUGGCAAACGUUUGUAAAUGCAACAUGUUUAAUUUAAUUUAGUUGGUGUCAUCAAGUGAUGCUAAUUCUGAAAAAUAAAA